GCCAUGGGCCUCCUGCAGGACAUGACCAAGAGGCUGCCAACCGCACAAGAGAGCCUGGAUAAGUUCGAUGACCUCUCGCGCCGGGCCGAGAAGGCAUCUCCGCGAUUGUCCUUCUUCCGUCGCCGGAUACGACUGAAGGGAUCCUCGUCCGUUUCCAUACCGCUGGGCCUGGUGCUCCUCUUCCCCUGUCUUGUAAUAAUCAUAAUCAUAAUUCUUUUCGUGAGGUCGCCAGACUCUCAGGGUAUUAUGAACAUGCCUGCGGGCACCCCACCCUCAAUACGAAAGAUCAGCGAAAAAUACGACAAGCCCUUCGCAGUGGGCUGUCUCGAGCCACAGGUCAACGGGCCCCGAGCAAACGCCGCAUUCGUAGUGCUGGCGAGGAACAAGGAGUUGGAGGGCGUCAUACAGUCAAUAAAGUCGAUUGAGAGACAUUUCAACCGAUGGUUUCACUACCCCUACGUCUUCCUCAACGACGGAGACUUCAAUGAGACCUUCCGCGAGGUUGUUCUGAAGCACGUCAGCGCUCCAGUAGAGUGGGGCAAGAUCCCGCCAGAGCAAUGGGGCUUUCCGGACUGGGUCGAUCCUGACGUUGCAAAGGAGGGCAUCGCGAAGCAGGGCGACCGAGCCAUCAUGUACGGCGGCAUGGAGAGCUAUCAUCACAUGUGUCGCUUUUACUCUGGCAAAUUCUACCAGCAUGAGCUACUCGCCAAGUACGAGUGGUAUUGGCGUCUCGAGCCGGAAAUCAAGUAUUUCUGCGACAUCACAUACGACCCAUUCAUCCACAUGAUUCGAAACAAGAAGACGUAUGGCUUUACUAUCGCUGUGAAAGAGCUGAGGGAAACGGUACCCAACAUCUGGAGAUAUGCGUCGGCAUACAAGCGCAACAACAACCUCACCUCCAAGGGCAUGUGGGAGAUGUUUGUUGAGAGGCCAAAGAAGGAGGACGAGAAUGCGCCAAAGAAGGAGGAAAAGCCCAAGAAGCCCUUCUUUCCCCAAGACAUCAUGGACUCUGAGUUUGGCUCCGAGGCGUUCCCUGAAAUCCACCCCGAAAACAUGGAGGGCGAAUCGUACAACAUGUGCCAUUUCUGGAGCAACUUCGAAAUCGCCAACCUAAACUGGUUCCGCAGCAAGGAGUACAACGAUUUCUUCGAGUUGAUGGACCGCAGUGGAGGCUUCUGGAUGGAGAGAUGGGGAGACGCCCCUAUCCACUCGCUGGCUGUCGGUGCAUUACUCGGCCCGGAGGAUAUUCAUUACUUCCGCGACUUUGGCUACCGGCAUACCACUAUUCAGCACUGCCCUGCCAACGCCCCUGCACGACAGCUCCCUAGAGAGCCAUAUCUGGAAUUGACGACAGUGAAUGAAAAGGAGCGGAUCGAGGAAGACCGAUACUGGGCGACGCCGGAUCCAGUCAAGGAAAACGGAGUCGGGUGUCGCUGUAAGUGUGACACGGAUAUUGUCGACGUGGAAGGCAAAGAAGGGUCCUGCCUGACCGAGUGGGUCGAGGUCGCUGGCGGGUGGGCAUCGCCCGGCCCAUAAGGCCCACGGCGUCUUCGGGUUGCGUGCUUCUCUACCAGCAUCCAGUGAGCAUUUUGUGGGCGCAUUAGCAUAGACUACUGGUUUCAGUAAGGCGUAUGGUGUUGGCGUUGCAUGGCGGUCGGGCAGCCUCGAAGCAAAAGAUUAGCAGGGCUACGGGGGGCGUUGUCGAUGGGAUACUACAUAUUGGCGCAAAUGCGCUAUAUCCACGAAUACGAAACACGGCUCGCAAACG
This is a messenger RNA of Exserohilum turcica Et28A, 1768 nucleotides long. Its product is annotated as glycosyltransferase family 15 protein. Lineage: Eukaryota; Fungi; Ascomycota; Dothideomycetes; Pleosporales; Pleosporaceae. Bases 4 to 1536 code for a protein of 510 amino acids. Gene Ontology annotation, molecular function: alpha-1,2-mannosyltransferase activity. The record is from RefSeq and is a predicted model, not a curated record. The transcript is spliced from 3 exons. Gene Ontology annotation, cellular component: Golgi apparatus; membrane. Gene Ontology annotation, biological process: cell wall mannoprotein biosynthetic process; protein N-linked glycosylation.